This is a messenger RNA of Clonostachys rhizophaga, 912 nucleotides long. The record is from the annotation of a GenBank genome assembly. NCBI's taxonomy places the organism in Eukaryota, Fungi, Ascomycota, Sordariomycetes, Hypocreales, Bionectriaceae.
AUGGCAGCAGUAUAUAAGUCCCUGUCCAAGAAGGACAGCAAGAAAUCCGUGACAACAGAUGACAAUGGCAUCAAGAAGAACAAGCAACGAGUGCUGGUUCUGUCUUCUCGAGGCGUCACAUUCCGACACCGCCAUCUUCUGAACGAUCUCGCUUCUAUGCUCCCGCACGGCCGCAAGGAUGCUAAGUUCGACUCCAAAAGCAAGCUUUACGAACUGAAUAGCUUGUGCGAACUUUUCAAUUGCAACAACUGUCUAUUCUUCGAAGCGAGGAAAGGCCAGGAUCUGUACUUGCAUUGCUCGUCUGUACCUAACGGGCCAACCAUCAAAUUUCACGUCCAAAAUUUGCACACAAUGGAGGAACUUCAUUUCACUGGCAAUUGCCUCAAGGGGUCGCGACCGAUUCUCUCAUUCGAUGCUGCCUUCGAUAAACAGCCGCAUCUGCAAGUCAUUCGAGCGCAGUUCCAGCGUAUAUUCGGCGUUCCGCAAGGGGCUCGAAAGUCGAAACCCUUCAUCGAUCAUGUUAUGAGCUUCAGUGUUGUGGAUGGGAAGAUCUGGGUCAGGAACUAUCAGAUCAAUGAGGAAGAGGCCUCGAAAUUAAAGCCUGCCGAAGGCGAAGCCGACGCAACUAAGGAUACCGACCUCAGCCUCAUCGAAAUCGGACCCAGAUUCGUGCUCACUCCCAUCUAUAUAUCUGAGGGCUCUUUCGGAGGCCCGCUCAUAUUUUCCAACAAGAGUUUCGUUACGCCAAACCAAGUCCGAUCGGAUAUGAGAAAAUUGAAGGCUACCAAACACAAUGGUAGAUCGGAGCAAACGCGGGAGAGGCUUUCGAAGAAGGGAGAUCUUGGUCUCCGAUCAAACAUUGGACACGAAAGGCAGCCAGACGAAACGGAUACAAAGAUGCUGUUUGCAUAG